This is a messenger RNA of Salarias fasciatus (jewelled blenny), 2481 nucleotides long. It is a transcript of the gene fzr1a, whose product is annotated as fizzy/cell division cycle 20 related 1a. Gene Ontology annotation, molecular function: ubiquitin ligase activator activity; anaphase-promoting complex binding; protein binding. NCBI's taxonomy places the organism in Eukaryota, Metazoa, Chordata, Actinopteri, Blenniiformes, Blenniidae. The record is from RefSeq and is a predicted model, not a curated record. Gene Ontology annotation, biological process: anaphase-promoting complex-dependent catabolic process; positive regulation of ubiquitin protein ligase activity; positive regulation of anaphase-promoting complex-dependent catabolic process. The transcript is spliced from 14 exons. The coding region runs from base 185 to 1678 and encodes 497 amino acids. Gene Ontology annotation, cellular component: anaphase-promoting complex.
UCCCGUGGUGCUUUGCGGGCUGAACUGAAGGCUCCGUUAAAGACAACAAUAGUUUUUGUUUUUGUGUCUUCUCCGGGUCUUUGGCGGCGUUAAACUCCACAUUCCAGCCCAGAGAGCAGCGGCGGAGCUGAGGAGGACGAGCGGAGCGGAGAGCGGUGAGCUUCACUCCGGCUCACAGCUCGCCAUGAUGGAUCAGGACUAUGAGUCCAGAUUACUGAGACAGAUCAACAUCCAGAAUGAGAACGCCAGUCCCAUAAAAGCCGUGGGGGCGGUGCGAUCUCUGACGCCCUCCAGCUCCCCGCUGUCCUCCCCCAGCAAGCACGGCGACCGCUUCAUCCCCUCCCGGGCCGGCGCCAACUGGAGCGUCAACUUCCACCGCAUCAACGAGAUCGAGAAGUCGCACAAUCAAAACCGCAAAACCAAAGAUGGAACCACCGACAGCAACAAAGCCGACGGCCUGGCGUACUCGGCCCUGCUGAAGAACGAGCUGCUGGGAGCGGGCAUCGAGAAGGUGCAGGACCCCCAGUCGGAGGACCGCCGCCUGCAGCCCUCCACCCCCGCCAAGAGGAGCCUGUUCAGUUACUCUGUGAGUGCGAAGCGCUCCCUGCCGGAGGAGGACGGGAACACGGUGUCUCCGUACUCUCUGUCCCCCGUCAGCAGUAACAGCCAGAAGCUGCUGCGGUCGCCCCGGAAACCCACCCGCAAGAUCUCCAAGAUCCCCUUCAAGGUGCUGGACGCCCCGGAGCUGCAGGACGACUUCUACCUCAACCUGGUGGACUGGUCCUCGCUCAACGUGCUGAGCGUGGGGCUGGGCACCUGCGUGUACCUGUGGAGCGCCUGCACCAGCCAGGUCACCCGUCUGUGCGACCUCUCGGUAGAGGGAGACUCGGUGACGUCGGUGGGCUGGUCGGAGAGGGGGAACCUGGUGGCGGUCGGCACCCACAAGGGCUACGUCCAGAUCUGGGACGCAGCGGCGGGGAAGAAGCUGUCCGUCCUGGAGGGACACACGGCCAGAGUGGGCGCUCUGGCCUGGAACGCCGACCAGCUGUCGUCCGGCAGCCGCGACCGCGUCAUCCUGCAGCGGGACAUCCGAGCCCCGCCCCUCCAGUCGGAGCGCCGCCUGCAGGGCCACCGGCAGGAAGUGUGCGGGCUGAAGUGGAGCACGGACCACCAGCUGCUGGCCUCGGGGGGCAACGACAACAAGCUGCUGGUGUGGAACCACUCCAGCGUGCUCCCCGUGCAGCAGUACACCGAGCACCUGGCGGCGGUGAAGGCCAUCGCCUGGUCGCCUCACCAGCACGGCCUGCUGGCGUCGGGCGGCGGCACGGCCGACCGCUGCAUCCGCUUCUGGAACACGCUGACCGGCCAGCCGCUGCAGUGCACCGACACCGGCUCCCAGGUCUGCAACCUGGCCUGGUCCAAGCACACCAACGAGCUGGUCAGCACGCACGGAUACUCCCAGAACCAGAUCCUGGUGUGGAAGUACCCCUCCCUCACUCAAGUGGCCAAACUCACCGGACACUCCUACAGAGUGCUGUACCUGGCCAUGUCUCCGGACGGCGAGGCCAUCGUGACGGGAGCCGGAGACGAAACGCUUCGCUUCUGGAACGUCUUCAGUAAAAUGAGGUCCACCAAGGAGUCGGUGUCGGUGCUGAACCUGUUCACCAGGAUCCGGUAGUCUGACUGUUAAUAAAGCGGCUGGAGUUUGUCUUUGCAUGUACCAAGUCAGCGAGCCUCCUGGACCCUGAAACCUGAACCUCCAACCCUCCAGAACCCUGAACCCUCCAGAACCCUCCAGAACCCUGAACCCUCCAGAACCCUGAACCCUCCAGAACCCUGAACCCUUCAGAACCCUGAACCCUUCAGAACCGUCUACCCUGAAUCAUCCUGAACCCUGAACCCUCCAGAACUGUCAACCUUGAACCCUGAACUCUGAAUCUUCAUGAACCCUGACCCCUCCUGAACCCUGACCCUGGAGGCUCGUCCACUGCCCUGCUUUAUUUUGAGAAGUGUUUGCUGACGGCGGCCCGGCCCGGGCCGGCCCGGCCUCCAGGUGCCUCUGAACAGUGUUGGCCUCCAGCAGGCCUCCAGCGGACUGCCGCUCCGCCCCGUGUCCCCGUGUCCCCGUGUCCCCGUGUCCCUGUGUCUCCGUGUCCCCGUGUCUCCGUGUCUCCGUGUCCCCGUGUCCCCGUGUCCCCGUGUCCCCGUGUCCCCGUGUCCCCGUGUCCCCGUGUCCCCGUGUCUCCGUGCUCGGUUUACAGAGACUGUGUGCAGACCUGCCAAACGUUGAUUUGUCUUGAUGCUCUUAUUUAUUUUCUUUUCUGCGGUUGAUUCUUUUCACUCUGGUUCUUUAGCGUUUGGCGGCCGAGCGCUGAGCCCGACAGGCGGUCGGCUCCAGCUCCGGCCUCCUGGGAAAAACGUGUGUUUUUGUAUUUUUCCGUCUCAAUCUCUCAUUUAACACGAUAACAGAUGACAUGAUGA